Molecule: messenger RNA, 1067 nt
Organism: Pogona vitticeps (central bearded dragon)
Lineage: Eukaryota; Metazoa; Chordata; Lepidosauria; Squamata; Agamidae
Gene: POLR3H
Product: RNA polymerase III subunit H
Biological process (GO): DNA-templated transcription; transcription initiation at RNA polymerase III promoter
Cellular component (GO): RNA polymerase III complex
Molecular function (GO): DNA binding; DNA-directed RNA polymerase activity
Source: RefSeq, a predicted model, not a curated record
GUCUCUAAAGUACUGGGCGAAAGCUAAAGCAGAGCGCUUCCCAUCAUCCUCCAGGCAGCAUUUACCAUCAUGCAUCUCGCUGUCUUUAUUCCCGACUUCCUUGCUGCCGCUUUGGGGGUCAGGUGCGCAUGCGUGUUAGAGGAACCCUGCAGUCGGAUUAAUGGGCAUUAUUCUGUCCGCGGAGGAUGGUGUCGCGUGGAGGGCAGCACGUGCGGUGCCUUGCAUUUGUUAGCCAUCAUGUUUGUGUUGGUGGAAAUGACAGAUACUGUGCGAAUUCCUCCAUGGCAAUUUGAAAGGAAACUCAAUGAUGCCAUCACUGAAGAGUUAAAUAAGAAGUUGGCUAAUAAGGUUGUGUAUAAUGUCGGCCUUUGCAUCUGUCUGUACGACAUUACCAAGCUGGAGGAUUCCUAUAUAUUCCCAGGAGAUGGUGCAUCGCACACAAAAGUGCAUUUUCGUUAUGUUGUAUUCCACCCCUUUCUUGAUGAGAUUCUGGUUGGAGAGAUAAAAGGGUGCAGUCUAGAAGGAGUUCAUGUUUCUCUUGGUUUCUUUGAUGACAUCAUUAUCCCUCCAGAAUCGUUACAACAGCCUGCCAAGUUCGAUGAAGCUGAACAAGUGUGGGUUUGGGAGUAUGAGACUGAAGAAGGAGCCCAUGACCUCUAUAUGGAUAGAGGGGAAGAAAUUCGCUUCCGUGUGGUGGAUGAAACCUUCAUUGAUACAUCCCCAACAGGGCCUAGCUCUGCCGAGCCCUCGACCUCUAGUGCCACAGAGGAGGUGCAGAAGAAAGAAGCCCCCUACACUCUUAUGGGGUCUAUCAGUGAGCCUGGCCUAGGCCUCCUAUCCUGGUGGACAAAUAGUUAGCUAAAGGAAGAAACACUGUUCCUCCAGAUGGAUGUUUUCCAGUCAAAAAAAUCCAGUGGGUUCUUCUUUUCUCUCUUGAAGAACAGUUGCAAAGUGGAAGCAGUGUCUGAAUGAUUCUGGUUUUCAUUUGAUCUACUUCAGUCUGGUCUAGACAUAGAAAGAGUGGGACUGUUCAAAGUAACUGAAGACCAUGAAUGACCCUGGCCACC